GGCGCCGUGACGUAGGCGCCCCGAGUCUCCGUGUCUCGUUCGUCGCUGGGCUCGUCUCGCACUAAACGAUGGCCGACUACGAAAGCGUUCAGAAGGGAUCGCUCAAGUUGAAGGGAGUGAAGGAACUGGGAGUCAAAAAGAAGCGCAAGCGUUCAGGAGAUGCGAGGAAAGUGAUGGAGACCGGCGUGAGCAGCGCCCAGGGAGGCAGAGAUAACGAGGACGAGAGGGAGACACCGCGGGGACAUAUAGACACGAGGACUCCCGCUCAGAAGGCGUUCGACAAGAUGCAGGAGAAGAGGCAAAUGGAGCGAGUGCUGCAGAAGGCAUCCAAGACACACAAGCAGCGUGUAGAGGAAUUCAACCGCCACCUCGACACACUGACUGAACAUUACGACAUUCCUAAAGUCAGCUGGACAAAAUAAUAAUGCUCCUCAUGUUCCUUCAAAAAGCAGUACCGCAGGCAUUAUCCUGGCUUAAUGGUGGAGAUUUUUGAGUUUAUUGUUACCUCUAAUAUGUGGUGGGUGGGCUUUCUUUAGGCAAUCCAAUGUUUUCCCCACUCGAGAGCUAAAUAAAAAAUGUCAAAAAUUGCUUAAGAUGUGGCCAAAUGUUCCAAAUAUGGACACUUGUUCAAAGUGGCUUUGUGAGACUGGAGGGGCUUUCCUGGUUAUAGAUCCAACCCAAAAAAUAUGACUUCUAGAAGCUACCAACCGAGGUUGUUUCCCUGGGCUGCCCUACAUAAAUUUGAAUGUUAGUGAAAUUGUUUUUAUAUGGAUGCACUCAAGAGAUGUCCUUGCUGUGACUUUGCUCGUUACGUCAUGGUCAGAUCACUUGGGCUGUCCUAAAGAGUCAAUUCAUAGUAUUUUUCUUCAAUAUUGAAGCUUCACAUUUGUAUCUGACAGCUUUGGACACAUAGCCUAUGUGCAUGUUGGAAAGAAAUAUGCUGUUGACUUUUUGGGUAGCUUAAAUAAAAUAACGAUUCGUGUAUGAAUAAUGUUUCUGUAAUGUCUGCCCUACAUUAUUGGUGAGUUGGACUUUACACAAGCAAUUAAAAUUGAUGCUUCAGACCUUUGCAUACAGGUCCAAAUAUAUGCUAUUAAUUCCAUAGAAGGAUAAGAGUGGACAGUGUGGAGGUUCAGAUUCUAGAGUGGCGUAAAAUCCUUGUAGAUGUAAUUAGAAGACAAGUGUACAUGAUACAGGAGGGCACUCUACCGAUACCCAGAGUUCAGUGACCAAGGGGAAGACUUCAAACAAGAUAGUGGCAGUGAUGAUAUUGUAUGAGGGGUCCUUGAAAGAUGUACGGACUAAAACAAGGAGAAGACCUCAAGGCAGACAGACGAUGGUGAUGUUGAGACAAAACUGUCCUUGGAGGUCGGGCGCCGACUGCAACAGCUGCAGGAACUGGCAGAAGGAAGUGAUAGGAAGGUGUGAUUGUGCCAAUGGCAUUAGCUGUCCUAACUUUAACCUAAAGUGUCUGGUUAUAUUAAUAAAAAGUACAACAAAAAUCCUG
Lethenteron reissneri (Far Eastern brook lamprey) is the source of this 1507-nucleotide messenger RNA. RefSeq names its product family with sequence similarity 32 member A (gene FAM32A). Gene Ontology annotation, cellular component: nucleolus. NCBI's taxonomy places the organism in Eukaryota, Metazoa, Chordata, Hyperoartia, Petromyzontiformes, Petromyzontidae. The record is from RefSeq and is a predicted model, not a curated record.